GAAAGGUACAUUUAAACCAAGUGUGAGAGCAAAAGCGCACGGACUUACGCAGUAGAACAGCGACCACCUGAUCUCAGGAAUACUCGGACUCUAUCCUCUGUUGUUGUUUGGACAUAUUUGGACAUGUCGAACGUGCAGCUGUUGAGCAGCGCCUUGGAGCGGCUGAUGGACCGGCGGACCCUCCCUCUGCAGAAGCGCGUCUGCCGAAACCUCUUCGGCCCCGUGGACCACGACGAGCUGCACCGGGAGAUGAAGGACAAGCUCCGGGAGAUCUCCGAGCGGGACCAGGAGCGCUGGAACUUUAACUUCGAGGUGAACUCCCCGCUGGACGGGCUCUACGAGUGGGAAGAGGUGUCUGUGGAUGAGACACCGGCAUUUUAUCAGGACUCUGUCCACAGCGGCAGGACGCACGUCCCGUCUACGCCCGUGAAGAGGAGACCAGUGGAAGAGCCGCUGGUGCCUGACACUCCGCGCCUGAGCGUGAUGGAGCGUCUGUCCGCUCCUGAAAGCAGCGCUCCAUGUCCCACCGAAGUGAACCAGGAGAACCGUAAAGACAAGCUGAACUCAGGGAAGCAGGCGCACAGACUCGUCCCCGGCGUCAAACGCAAGAGGACCGUCCCCUCUGACAACACUCACAUCACCGACUUCUUCGUAAAACGCAAGAAGGUCGUGGAGAGAAAAGCUGCUGAUGUGAGCUCCUGCCACCAGUCCACAAAGUCCCCCAUCCCGCUGGAGCAGACCCCGAGGAAAAGGAUCCGCUGAAGGUGAUUUUGCACUACUGUCUGAGCAUUUGGACCUCAAGGAGCACUCUUCUUCCUGUUAAACGGUGGAGACGGGACUUCUGGAGAGCGGUGUGUGUGUGGAUGAGCAGGCCGAGCCGUGACUGCUUUCUCUGGUGAAGGGCUCCGCAGCGCAGCGCGCAUCGAGCUGGACUCAGGGCCGGGGACAUGGGAGGGACCGGUUUCACUAAAAUAGCAACAUUUUGGACUGAAUUUUGUUUUAUACUCGCCUGAAAUGUGAUUUGACCAGUUCACAACAACAAAGACUGGCUCAAAGUCGGUGCUAGAGGCAACGCGGAUGUGAGACCAUGUUUGCCGCAUUUCUAAUUUAAGCUUGUUCAUGGAAAAUGUUUUGUGAGUAUAAUAUUAAGCCUAAGUCUAAGACUCUUGUGAAACCACCCUGAUGUGAGAGGACUCUAUCCAGUACAAAUGUAGCAUUCAGCCACUCGACAGUGUUAAAUGUUUAACAUCUGUGCAAUCCUAUGACUUCUAAAUGUCUACACUGGCCAAAAGUGUACAGCUUUAUAGAGACAAUAAUGUUUAUUCUUCUCUGGUAAUCUGUAAAUGUAUAUUUUUAAACUAUUCUAACUUAUAAUUUAUUUAUGUAUCUUUGUUGAUGCCUUGUUUUAGCCAAAGGGCAUAAUUUUAUUGUUUUAUUCGUUUGUCGUGAUGUUUUGCAAUCAUGUAGCUUCAUAGUUGACACUUGAAGAUAGUUUCUUUGUGUUCUGAGCCGUUCCGUGACUUUGCAAAUGGUGAAAAUAAAAUAUUUUUUCACUUUAACAAAUGUA
Messenger RNA from Boleophthalmus pectinirostris (great blue-spotted mudskipper), 1567 nucleotides. Its product is annotated as cyclin-dependent kinase inhibitor 1C-like. The record is from RefSeq and is a predicted model, not a curated record. Gene Ontology annotation, molecular function: cyclin-dependent protein serine/threonine kinase inhibitor activity. The transcript is spliced from 3 exons. Gene Ontology annotation, cellular component: nucleus. NCBI's taxonomy places the organism in Eukaryota, Metazoa, Chordata, Actinopteri, Gobiiformes, Gobiidae. Gene Ontology annotation, biological process: regulation of cell cycle. Bases 124 to 762 code for a protein of 212 amino acids.